Messenger RNA from Thunnus maccoyii (southern bluefin tuna), 3670 nucleotides. RefSeq names its product transcription factor Sp3-like. The record is from RefSeq and is a predicted model, not a curated record. Gene Ontology annotation, molecular function: DNA-binding transcription factor activity, RNA polymerase II-specific; RNA polymerase II cis-regulatory region sequence-specific DNA binding. NCBI's taxonomy places the organism in Eukaryota, Metazoa, Chordata, Actinopteri, Scombriformes, Scombridae. The coding region runs from base 424 to 2379 and encodes 651 amino acids. The transcript is spliced from 9 exons. Gene Ontology annotation, biological process: regulation of transcription by RNA polymerase II.
GUUUCUCUGUUGAGAAUUCAACAACUGCAUUCCAACAACAAACAGGAAACACACGUCCCAUUUAAAAAAAAGAGAAAAAGACUGACAUCGCGGUUGGCCAAUCAAGUCUCAGUAGAUCGUCUGCUUAGCCAAUCGCGUUAGAGAAGAAAGGCGGGACGUCCUGUAAUGUGAUGCAAAUUGGACGGUCCAGCCUGUUAGUCCCACCUUUUUGUGUUUCCCGCACCGUCAAUCAAAAUAGAAAAAAAUCGACCCGAAUUCACCGAUCAACACUAGCCCGCCUUUGAUAAAAUAAUCAUGUUCGGAGUUUAGUUGAUCAGAUAAUCCUCCCGGUUACUACCAUUCACGCUAUGACUGCUACGUAAAGACGUAGCGCAUCGAAGCGUGCAACUAAUCGCGCCAGAGCAGCCUCUGAAACAAGGAGAAAUGGCGUCCGCGGACGUGGACAGCAGUCAAAGCGAGUUUCUGCAACCCGGCGGCGCAGCGGAAACACAGACAACAGAUAUGUCGGCCAUACAGCUGACGGGUUCAGACCGAUGGGAGGUGUUAACUCCUGUCUCCACUGGGAAGGAAGAUCAAGGAGUCGUUCACAUUCCAAACUCGGGGAUCGUCACGUCCAACGGGCAGUACGUGCUUCCUAUUGGGAGUCUUCCCAGCCAGCCCAUCUACGUUACAGCGUCGGGGAAUGAAGCCGCGGCCAACGGCGUGUCAGGCAUUCAGUAUCAGGUUAUCCCUCAAAUCCAAAACGCGGAUGGAACACUUGCAGGAUUCUCGACACAGGGGUUGGAUGAUGGCACGGGGCAGAUCCAGCUCCUUCAAGACAGUGGCCAGGGCAGCAUCGGCAUCAGCUGUGCCACGACAACGACCACAGACCUCCUGACGCAGGUGGGGCAAGUGCAGUCGAUUCAAGGCGUCCCGCUGGGUGGGGGUUCAGCAUACACCGGCACAGUACCUGUAGGGCUGCCCAGCAACAUAACAUUCGUCCCCAUAAACAGUGUGGAUCUGGAGUCGCUCGGGUUGACGGGAGCGCAGACGGUCCCCAUCGCAACAGGGGUGACACCGGAAGGUCAGCUGAUCAUGAGCGGUCAGACACUGGAGAGUCAGAGUCAGGACGCCAGCAAACAGCAGCUGGUGACAGUAAGCGACGCCAGCAGCAAUCAAGAACUCUACGUGCCAACCACCACUUCUUCCUCCAACUCCUCCCAUCUUCCCGAGACCAUCGACGGCACGGGGGUUCUGACCCAAGCCACUGCAGUGUCUGCAGGCGUGUCCGACCCCUCCUCAGAAAACUACAACUCCCACAACCACCUGCAGCAAAUCCAGGUGUCAUCCUCUAAUGCUACCACUAUCUCGCAGCCCAUCCUGCAGCUGUCUGGGGACAGUCAGGCCCAGGUAGCCCAGGUGGCUCAGGGCCAGGACAUGAAUGCAGCAGCAGGUCAGACUCUACAGAGCGUACAGCUGGUCAACCCGGGGACCUUCCUCAUCCAGGCCCAAACUGUCACCGCUACAGGACAGAUCCAGUGGCAGACUUUCCAGGUUCAGGGUGUCCAGUCACUCCAGGGCCUCCAGUUGCCCCAAGGGCAGGGCCAGGCCCAGCAGCUGACCUUAGCCCCGGUCCAGGCCCUCCCUCUGGGCCAGACAGGCCAGGUCAGCCUACCCAACCUCCAGACGGUAACGGUGAACUCCGUAACACAAGCUGGAGUUCAGUACACGCAGGGGGACGACGCAAGCAGUCCAGCUGGUAUCCAGAUAAAGGAGGAGCCGGACUCUGAGGAGUGGCAAUUGAGGGAAGACUCAACGCUGAAUGCCAGCGACCUGAACAACCUGCGGGUUCAGAUGGGAGAAGACGACAUGGAGACGCCGAGCGGUGAAGGCAAGAGGCUCCGCAGAGUAGCCUGCACCUGCCCCAACUGCAAAGAGUCCGGAGGAAGAGGGUCAGGCAUGGGGAAAAAGAAGCAGCACAUCUGUCACAUCGCCGGCUGCGGGAAGGUUUACGGAAAGACGUCCCAUCUCCGAGCUCACCUGCGCUGGCACAGCGGAGAGAGACCUUUUGUCUGCAACUGGAUGUUCUGCGGCAAGAGGUUCACCAGGAGCGACGAGCUGCAGAGACACCGGAGGACACACACAGGGGAGAAGAAGUUCGUGUGCACGGAGUGCUCCAAGAGGUUCAUGAGGAGCGACCACCUGGCCAAGCACAUAAAGACUCACCAGAAUAAAAAAGGCGGCGUUCCCUCCUCCACGUCUCCGCCCACCACCGACGCCGUCAUCACCGCCGACGGUACCACACUCAUCCUCCAGACCGCCACCACCCACGACCUCGUAGCCAAUCAGGAGAUCCCUUUGCAGCUGGUCACCGUGGCACCCGGUGAGGUCAUGGAAUGAGCGCGGGGGCGGGGGAGGACGGGGUGAGGUGGAUUUCUGAGAACCGGCCUAUCACAGGGACCUCUUGGGCUUUUUCUCUUCCCCUCUUCCCUCUUUUUUUUUUUGUUUUUUUGUUUUUUACAUAUGAAUAUAUACGUAAAUAUAUAUGACAAAUAUAUAUAUUUUAAGUAAGAGUUAUCAUGACUUUAUGUUUGUUUUUUGCAGUCUUUUUAUAGGCGGGCAAAAAGAAUAACAUUAAAAAAGGUGGUUGCUAUGUACACACGCGUAAACACAUUCUUACACUUACACACACACACACACACACACAUACACACACAGGAGAAAACAUGCAUUAACACUCAAAACACGACAUGAAUACUCAACACGAUGAAAUGCCUUAUUUUGUAUCAUACUCUUGUAUAAAAUGCUGGAGGUGCAUGUGUUUUUUUUAAAGGUUCUAUAUGUAAGAAUUAUGAAGCAACUUAAUUCAUUGUUUUUAUUGCCAAUGAGUGAAUAGGUUGUAACGUAAGUCAAAAAAAUGAGACCCUCCCCGGUUGGGUAUAUCAGCCUGUGGACUGAUUUCUAUGUGAAGGACUCGGGCCGGAUUUUCCGCGAAAAUCCAAAGGAUGUGACGUUUUUUGCGUGCUCCUGUAUGCCUUGCCUCUCUCUGUCAACAAAUGACCGGCAUCUACCACAACAAAAACGGUGCUAUCCAAGUAGAAACACCCUGCAGAUAUUAGCUCUCCAGCUAACGAGACAGCUAGAUGCCUCUGUCAAACCACACAUUUCACAACAACAACAACAACACAGCUGACUGACUGGGAGUGAGAGAUGCUUUGCAGAAACAUGAUGCAAAACAUGUUAGAAAUGUUUUGUUAGAAUAGAGAAGUGUAAGUAAGGAAAGACAUCACCUGCAAUAGUCUCGCUCCGAGCAACAGGAUGCUAGCUGCAGCUCACUUAACGGCCACCGGUGUCACUAAAGAGAAGGAAUUUGAUUCCUACAUAUAGAACCUUUAAGCUUUGCAGAUGAUGUAACUGUAAUGGAGAUAAAUGUGUUUGUGAAACGGAGGAGAUAAUGAGGAAGAGGAGGAGUUGUGUUUGGAAGAACGUAAAGGAAGUAGUGAACCUCUCUGGGAUGUUUGACGUUAAACCUUUGUCUUUGGAGAGUUCUGACAAAAACUGAACGCUCUGUUUGAAGUGGCACCACAUCUGCGCUGAACUGUUGCAAUGCUGCCACCGUAAACAAAAAAAUUAUUCUUUUUAAAGGACCAGUUUGACAUUUUUGGAAGCUUAUUUGCUUUCUUGCUAAGAG